Messenger RNA from Hemibagrus wyckioides, 3732 nucleotides. It is a transcript of the gene elavl1a, whose product is annotated as ELAV like RNA binding protein 1a. Gene Ontology annotation, cellular component: ribonucleoprotein complex. The transcript has 6 exons. The record is from RefSeq and is a predicted model, not a curated record. The coding region runs from base 150 to 1259 and encodes 369 amino acids. Gene Ontology annotation, molecular function: RNA binding. NCBI's taxonomy places the organism in Eukaryota, Metazoa, Chordata, Actinopteri, Siluriformes, Bagridae.
CAGUUUCCUUGUGGGGGCGGUUUUGUGUCACGCGCACGCAGCCACGUUCAGACAGAAAGCGGUCGGAAGGUGAUUUUUUUUUUGGUUUUUGAGAAAAGACUCGGAGCGGGGGUGAAGUCGAUCAGAGUGGGGAUCUGUGACGGCUCUUCAUGGCAGUCAGAAGGGGACACGUUAGAUACUUAAAAGAGGUGUACGACAUGUCGAACGGUUAUGAAGAUCACAUGGUGGAUGAGGCGAAGGACGCCAAGACAAACCUGAUCGUGAACUAUCUGCCCCAGAACAUGUCUCAGGAGGAGCUGCGCAGCCUCUUCAGCAGCAUCGGCGAGGUGGAGAGCGCUAAGCUCAUUCGAGAUAAAGUCGCCGGCCACAGUUUAGGGUACGGCUUUGUUAACUAUGUAAACCCUAAUGAUGCAGAAAGAGCAAUCAGUACUCUGAAUGGCCUGAGGCUACAGUCUAAAACCAUCAAGGUGUCGUAUGCACGGCCCAGCUCAGACUCCAUCAAAGACGCCAAUCUCUACAUCAGCGGCCUUCCUAAGAACAUGACCCAGAAGGAUGUGGAGGACAUGUUCUUACGCUACGGACGCAUCAUCAACUCGCGUGUGCUCGUGGAUCAGACUUCAGGUGAGCAGGACGCUCUCAUCUCCCAUAUCUACAGUAAUCUUCUGCUUCUAGUUAGCGCUUCUUCACGACCGUUCCUGUUCCUGUCAGGUCUUUCCCGUGGAGUUGCGUUUAUACGCUUUGACAAGCGUUCUGAGGCAGAAGACGCUGUCAAAGAGCUGAACGGACAGAAACCACCCGGUGCGGCCGAACCCAUCACCGUCAAAUUCGCCGCGAAUCCUAAUCAGAUUAAAAACACACAGAUAAUCCCUCAGAUCUAUCACACACAGUCACGCCGCUUCGGAGGACCUGUACACCACCAGGCCCAGAGAUUCAGGUUCUCCCCAAUGGGCGUGGACCACAUGGGCGGUCUGUCGGGGGCGAACAUGGGCGGGAGCACGCAGACCGGCUGGUGCAUCUUCAUCUAUAACCUUGGUCCGGACGCAGACGAGGGAAUCCUGUGGCAGAUGUUCGGUCCGUUCGGCGCCGUCACCAACGUCAAGGUGAUCCGAGACUUCAACACCAACAAGUGCAAAGGCUUCGGCUUCGUCACCAUGACCAAUUACGAGGAGGCGGCCGUGGCCAUCGCUAGCCUCAACGGUUACAGACUGGGGGACAAAAUCCUGCAGGUGUCCUUCAAAACCAGCAAGACACACAAGUAGAAGGACGUCGCUCGGAAAGUCCCUGUUUUAUAGGUUCAUCUGCUUCUCACACACACACUGUGCUCUUCACCCUGCUCACACACACACACACACCCCUCACGUCACUACAUCACUGCAUUCAUCAAGUCCAUGGUGAUGUAUGGUUUAACUGAGUAUCCCCACACACCCUGUGUGGUGUUCCACAUCAGUCUCCAUCCCCCCCCCCACGCUGUGAAGUCCACAACAUGCGCCAUCAUUCAGUCUUUUUCUUUUGUUGUUUUUUGUUUUUUGUUUUUUUCCAGGUAUGCUAGUAAGAUUUUUUUCUCCUUGGUAGCAUAAUUUCACUUGGCAUAGCUUUGGCAUGUUUUUUUUUUUGUUUUUGUUUUUUAUAAGCUGUAUUGUUGUUCAACACCCCAUCACUGACACUUCUUUUUCCCUCCUCUCUUUUUGUUUUGUUAUUCAGACUGCAAGUUGCUAGUGAGAUUUUCUUAAGGUACAUGAUUACCUGUAUAUUUCUUUUUCUUUUUUGUCCUCUUAGUAUUAUCCAGUUUGUAGUUUUCAGUGCUUGAUGUAAGUAUUGUCACACACACACACACACACACACACAGGUCACGGCUCAGUUGCUGUGUGGACCUCUGAUAGCUGUAUAAGAUCUGAACUCGGUCCUGCUCAUAAACAUGUUCAUGGAGCUGUGUGUGUGUGAUGUCUCUGCCUCUGCUGUCUGUCUGUCUGUACGCAGAACUGCAGCGAAAUAAUCCGCAAGAAUGGGGGAAGGGGCGGGGCCUGGUUCUGCAUGUAGGCGGGGCUAAUGUCAGGAAAUUCGAUUCAAGUUUUGAAUCGAAUCACUUUAUCCCUGAAAUUCAGACAUGUCUCACUGUCCAUGCUUCUGAUUAUUAUGGGAUGUUUUGGAGAUUCUCAGCAGUCACUGAUCCUAGUACAGUGUUUCAGCAUGUCCAUGCUUUAUUGUUUAUUUCCUCCAGUUUUUGACCCCGAGGCACUUUUCCAGAUCCAGGCUGUGGUGUAUCCAGUGAACGAAAGUGUGUGUGUUUGGUUAUUUAAGUUAAAAAAAAAAGAAAAAAAAAAAAGAAAUGAAUAAGAAAGGGAGCGAGUGAAAGGAAGAAGGACCAAAGGAUGAGGAAAGUUCCCCUGAAAAAAAAGAAAAAGACAACAAAAUGUAGUUCCCCUGUUUCUCAUUUCAGCUUCAAGCUUUUGUUAUUUACUUCUUUUCUCUUUUUUUCUUUUUCUUUAUUUACUGUUUUUUGUGGCUUUAGUUGUAUUUUUUUUUUCUCUCACUAAUCGUCAAAAAACGGAGAUAUUUUUCUUUCUUUUUGUGUUUUGAAAUUGUUUGACCAUUCUGAUCAUUAAAUUUUAUUUUCCUUUGCCGAACAUUUUGUUUUGUUUCAUUUAUUUCUGAUUAGAUUUGGUUUGUUUGGUUUGUUUCCAGAUCUCUCCUUGAUGAAUUCCGUUAGAUUUGGGGCGUCUCUCACUGCGUUACAUUAGGACCAAGACGCCGAGCUAGUGCAUUUUGUAAGUGUUUAUUUAGCGAGAGCUUUUCAUUUUGUUGGUGUUAGAUGGUCAGGAAACACUAAAGCUCUGUGUUCACGCUCUGUAGUGAAGUAACUCCUACAGCUUCAGUAAUAUUUACACCUCAAGGGCACUUCAGGAGGCUGCCGGAGUAGUGAACCACAGUGAAUCUGUCCUGUUCCGCUGGGGGGUGGGGGGGCACAGACAAGUCUUUAUUUUAGACCUCAGUCUUUUAAUGCAGCUAUUUUAUGACUUAUAACUGCAGUGAGGUGAAGAGGAAAAAAAACCGUUUAUGCAGAAUAUUUCUCCGAUCGUUUCUCGAACCCUGAUUGGCCGACAUCUUAAAGAGCUCUGCUGAGUGUUUGUGUUGUGGUUUAUAAACCAUCACAAUACUGUAGCUACGGCUAGCUGAGAGAUCCUCAACAGUGGUUACUGCAGUGAAACCAUGGCAACAACCACUCAAUGUUGCUAUGGCAACACCGUGUUCAGUAUACAUCUGGUUCUGUUUCUGUCUCUUGUGUUUUAUCUUGGUCUCCUUUUUCUGUCUCUCUCUCUCCGUCAGUCUUGCUUUCUCUCUGUCCAUCUGUAUCUCUCUCUGCCCCCCCUGUCUGUCUGUCUGUCUGUCUCUCUCUCUCUCUCUCUCUCUGUCCCCCUCUCUGCCUGUCUCUCCCCCCUCCCUUUCUCUGUUAUAAUACACAGGUUAAGAAGACUUGUCAGAUGUUGAACACACACUGGUGUUAGUGAUGUGUGUGAUUGUCCUGCUCUGCCUCUUGGUGGUGAUGUGUAGUGUUUUGGUGUGUGUGUGUGUGAGAGAGAGAGAGAGAGAGAGAGUGUGAGUGUGUUAUAUUUAUUGUUGUACAUGAUUCGUGUCAUCCAUGUACAGACUUUGUUUUUUUUAAUUGCCAUUUUCAGAUUUACAGUCAGACUGUAAUGUGGUUUUAUUUCAAAUAAAAUACAAAUCAAAUGGAAA